AUGAAUUCCGCUGCUAUUGCCUUGUUAAAGACGAUUGUGAAUGGCCACAAGGCCUCAUUUUAUGGGAGAUUUAGACACUUCCUGGACAUCAUUGAUCCCCGCACCCUGUUUGUCACGAAGAGUCGUCUCAAGGAAGCAGUGCAGUUACUGGAAGAUUACAAACAUGGAUCUCUGCCACCAGGAACCACCAACCAAGAGCUUUGGAGAGCGCAGAAGAUAAAACAGGCCAUCAUCCACCCGGACACGAACGAGACCAUUUUCAUGCCUUUCCGAAUGUCAGGUUACAUUCCUUUUGGAACUCCUAUUGUGGUCGGCCUUCUGCUGCCAAAUCAGACCCUGGCGUCCACCCUCUUCUGGCAGUGGUUGAAUCAGAGCCACAAUGCCUGUGUCAACUAUGCAAACCGAAACGCAACAAAGCCGUCGCCGACCUCCAAGUUCAUCCAGGGCUACCUGGGAGCAGUCGUCAGUGCUGUCUCGAUAGCGGUGGGCCUCAACGUUCUGAUCCAGCGAGCAAACCAGUUUAGCCCAGCCACCCGGCUCCUGAUCCAGAGAUUUGUGCCAUUCCCUGCUGUAGCAAGCGCCAACAUUUGCAACGUGGUCCUGAUGAGGCACACAGAACUGGAAGAAGGGAUUGACGUCCUGGACGGGGAGGGGAACGUGGUUGGAUCUUCCAGGAUCGCUGCCAGACAUGCCCUCCUGGAGACGGCGCUCACCAGAGUGGUUCUGCCGAUGCCGAUCCUGGUUCUGCCUCCCAUCAUCAUGUCUCUCCUGGAAAAAACGGCUUUUCUGCGGUCCCGACCUCGGAUGCUUCUUCCCGUCCAAAGCCUUGUGUGCCUUGCGGCCUUCGGCCUCGCCCUUCCCUUGGCCAUCAGCCUCUUCCCGCAGAUGUCUGAGAUUGAGACUGUCCGCUUGGAACCAGAGAUCGCCCAGGCCACCACCAGCCUGACCGUCAUCUACAACAAAGGGUUGUAAGUGGAAGUGGCGCCCUUGGCACGGAAGACGGCGGCGGCGGCACGGAGAGGCGUGAAAGGAGGAGGGGAGCCGGAGCGCCACGCGGGGGGAGGGAGGUGGGGGGAGGAUGUGGAAUACAAUAGGAAGGAGGAGAAGAUGACAAAGCUGCGGCUUGUAACAUCUUCCCACCAUCAAGAACUGAGUGUAAAUUAACACUUUCUGAGACCCGGCAUCUCACGUUGGUCGAAAAGAUUAAUAUUUAAAGUUUUCAAUUAGCAACAGUAACAGCACAAAGAAAAGAGAGGGUGGGAGGCAGGGAACUUGUGGGGCCUGGUGGCACGUCUGUCAGCUGGCACUUCCUCCAGCUCUGCUGAGCUCUGGGCCAGCCUGGCGCCCUCCGGGUGCGUUGGGAUGCCACUCUCGGGGUCCCCAGGCACCAAAGGCCACGCUGGGAGCUGUGUUCCCAGAGCAUCGGGGGGGAUCAGCAGAGCAGCUGCACAUUGUGGGUAGAGGGACCCCCCCUUUCCUGCUGAAGGGCUGAGCCACAGCUGUUCUGAGCUGCGUGGAAAUAAUCUCUUGCGUGUGAAGCAGAAGAGGCAGGUACGGCCUGUCAGUCCCUGAACCGUGUUGAUUCAGCACGGAGCUUCCCCGCUUGCCCUGCACAGAAUCCACACUAGAGCCGUGGUGGCCGCAGUGAGUCCAAGCCCAUCGCAGUGACGGCCCCCUUGGCCUCCCUGGCCCCAGACCAGCAUUCCACUGAAUUUCUCCCUGGGGAGCGCGGGCACAGGCCGCCUUCUCCGACUCUCAUCUGGUUUGACAUUGAACACGUGGACUUGUCGGAAGGGCUGCUGGGGGUCGUCCUUUCUGUGCUGGGGGCAGGGUUUUUUGCUUGCAGUCUCUCAGGGUGGAGAACAGGAACUCCUGCAGCAGCGUUUUCCACGGGCCCUUCAAACAGAGGGCAGCAGGACCUCUUUUUCUUGGGCCAGCCUUGGGACCGAUGCCCUGGGCAGGGCUCUUCCCUCCUCUUCCCACUGCCUCCCUCCCCCACCCCGGGCACAUCAUGGGGCAGGAGCGUAAGCAGGUGGGGAGGCAGCAGGGGCAGAGCCUCGGCCGCACCGGGGGCCAGAAUGUGGGGAAGCAGCAAUCACAGGCCUAGAGCCUAGAGGUUGGAGGGCUGAAAGAAGUCUGUUUUGCCCCACAGGAAAUGGGUGACCUGUUCAUCUCCCACCCGAUCCCUUAGUUUGCACCCUGAAGGGUGCAAAUACCAGGACUGGCUCCCGUUGAAGGGCCAAGGGGCCACACCACUGCCCCUGCGCAUCGCCCUCCCUGCCAGGCCUGCAGAAGGAGGGGACAGUCCUCAGCACGCAGUGCUCACUCCAGCCCCGGGAAGAGGAGUCCUUCCAGAGGCGCUUCUCCGACCCCUUUUUUCUGGGGAGAAGCCGAGCUUUGCCUGUUCCUGUAACACCUCAGAGGACUGACCAACUCUUCCUGCCUUGGACCUUUUUGGCUGCGGGUUUCAUUGGGCACUUUGUGUGCCAGGCCCAGUGCACAAGUGAGGGAGGGAAGGAAGGAAGGAAGGAGAGAAAGGGAGAGGGACGGAGGGAGGGAAGGAAGGAACGAAGGGAGGGCAGGCUUUCACAGCCAACUGCCACAGGAAGUGCAAGUUCAGCUCACACAGCAUGGUUAAUCAGAUAAUUUGCAGGCUCAGUGGCUGCGUCUUGCACCACUCAUUAGUUUUAACCUUCAUUAGUUUUAGUUGCUCUUGUUUUGGCUGGUGUGUUGUGGGAACUCAGGUAAUGAGACUGAAUUUCAGGCCAGUGUAUUGUGCCAACCGCAAACGUGGCUGGUUCAGGCCUUGGGAGAAUGCAGCCUUUGCCUCGCGAGCACUGAGGUGGUGCUCCCGGCAGAGCGGAUGGGCGGCCACCCUCACUGGCAGAGCAGGCACCUUCUGGGCAGGUUCCCAGCCAGUCCCAGUCCCAGCCCCUCUGGGCACCCAACCCGAGUGCUGCAGCCCACAACUGGUGUUGCAUUCACCGGACCCCUGCCAGGUUAGUCCCCUAAGUUUGGAGCUGUGUGAAAUUGGAUUUUGUCUUCCCAAGUUAUUUUGGGCCAGUGGAGCACAGCCAAGCCUCUCGGGGGUUACGGGGAGCGGCCCGCUGACCCUCACCUAAUCAGAGUGGUCGGUUUGGAAAGUACCACGAAGAUCAUCCUGUCCGAGCCCCCGCAGCAUGCAGGAGCCCCCUUCUAGAAGCAAGCGCUCUGCCACAGUGCUUCUCACGAGCAGGGCUUCUGCGGCUCUGCUGCCGGGGCCGUGCAUCUCCCGCUGGAGGGCCCAGCCUGCCGUGCCUGCCGUCGCAGAGCUGGGGCUGAAGGCAGCAAACGUCUCCUCUCCUGGGGGAUGCAGCCCUUUCCACCCCGGCCGGGGGACCUGUUUGGGUUGUGAAAUCCAAGCCCACCGGGCUGCGCUCUCUCACCCAGCGGGUUGAUCCGAGCGGAUUGCUUGACCGCCACUGGAGGAUUCCAGGGGUGCUUGCAGCCAGGCAGACCCGAACCGCCCCUCACUCCAAAGGCUCCUUCCUGCCUUCCCAGGGAGAGGCGCGAAGGGCCCAGGCCGUGCGGGUGACACGCGGCUGGGAGUCUUCUGUCCGCCUGUGUUCCUCCCUCACUGCUGAGAGCUGAGCUCUCCAAGAACAGUCAAGAGCUGCCAUGCACGGGGGCAGCAAGUGGAGCCCUCGCAACACGUUUGCCUAAUAGCUAAUUAAUUUUGCCGUCUCUCCUAAUGUACAAAAGGAGCUUCAGAUCUGCAGGAGCAACGGCGGCAUUUGCAUUCGUCAUUUCCCAUAAUUGGGAAGACGAGGGAGAAGGGGUGGCACGUUGGCUGCUGCUCACCUCAGCAGCUAAUAAUAAUGAGAUGAUCAUCUCUUGUAGCUUUUAAUUAGGAACUGAGCAGUUAAUUGAUUUGUUGGGUAUGUUAAUUAAGGAAUAAUGAGGGCUGCAACGAAGCAGAGAGGCAGCCGAGACUGCCCCCUUCCAGAGCAGACGGUGGAGCUGGCAAGGGUCGCAGGGUCCCAAGGAAGUCCAAGAUUGGUGCUGCAGUGAACCGGAUCUCCACUCCUUGGGGAGAACUGGGGCCAGGGAGGCCGCCCUCUCCUGUUGCCCUCCAGCCCUUUAAGUGGGAGCUUGUGAGGCCAGGAGAUUGGCCUCCCCACUCCUGCCCUUUCUUGACUCCCCUAGACGCCCUCUUGGGAUGGGACAGGCUCCUCCAGGUGUCCCGCUCCACUCUGCCCCUCUUUGCCCCGCCUCGGCAUCUUGGCCAGCUGCAUCCGCAUGGGCCAUGCUCCACAGCCAGUCCCCUGGCGAAGAGGCUUGUCCCGUGCGAGCACAGCUGGGCCCAGAGAGCAACUGGAGGGAGUUGCUGGCCAGCUGUUGCACUGGCGGAACAUGCUUCUGAGGAAGGGCUGGUCUGCCACAGGCUUGUCAUGCCAUACAACCCCAUUGGCCUGGGGGAAGCCACACAGCGAUAGGCCCAGGUGAUUCACCUCCCACCUGGGCAGAGUCCGGACACACGUCCAUCCUGGACUCUGCGGGGAAUGCUCUUAACUGGCUUAAGUCAGGGGUUCUCAAGCAGUGGGUCACGAUCCCCAGGGCAUCAUGAGGUGGGGGCCAAAACUUAUGUGGGGCUUUGCUGUCCACUUGGCCUGGACCGCGGCUACAGGCAGUUCUGCUUGUGCAAAGUUUGAGAACUCCUGGAAUGCAGGAAUUAAAAUGUAAUUAGUAAGAGUUAUGUUCAUUUCUUGCCAACUCUAACCCCAGUGAAAUCGUUAGCCUAAUUUCUGUGGGGUCACACAAAUUCAUUUACCAUUCUAAGGGGGGGUCUUACUAAGAGACCCUGACUCUGCUUUUGAGCAGCCCAGCAGUUGCUCAGCCCCUGAAAGACUUUGCUGUAGCUUUGUAUUCUGAAAGGCGACCUGGCGGGCAGCAGAGCAGAGCGGAGAACGCACAAGGGAGGGAGGCUCCUUGCUGGCUCUUGCCUCCCUUCCUGGGGGAGAUCCCUCGUUCUGCCAGGUGCUGCAAAGAUGCCUUGUGUCCUUCUGCCUGAAAUGGGACGUGAACUGCAGCUCUGUUUGAAACCAUCCUGCCCCAGGUGCCUUGCUGCUUUCGGGGCCGUGUACCCAACUUCCACGUGGGAGGGAAUGAUUCCCCGAAGUCUGCCAGAAAAGUCUUGACUCCUGCAGAGUUCUGGGCUGGACUCUCAUGUUCCACUGUGCCCGCUGCCCACAAAGCCCUCCUUGAUUCCCAGACCUCCUCCUGCAGGAAACAGUGGUGCCAUCUUCCAGGCAACCCUGUUCUCCAGUGUGCACAAGGAUAAGUGAUGUUUGGGCCAGUGUGGCCUUUGAAGGACCUCAGGGAGUGGCUGCAGUACCAGGGCGGCUGGUAUGACUGGUCAAAAAGCUGACCAGCUGGCUUCUGUCCUGGCUGGGCACCAGCCGAUGGCUUGGCUGUCUUAGGCAGGGGACCGUGACAGCAGCAGCUGGGUCUAGGGCCUGGGCUCCCUUGUCUGGUCUCCUGUGACCCCUCAACAUCCGCACUGAUUUCACUGCGCCUUAUUGCUGUCUUGAGCCACAGAAUUGUAAUUCAGUGGAGAUCGAGGGGGAAGUGCUCCUCGGGACCAUGUUUUGUCUUCCAACAACCUCACUUUCUGAGUGCAGAUACCUCUGUCUAGGUUAGUCAACUUUGAAAUGCUCAGUGUCUUUUUUAACUUCCUCAGUAGAUUUAUUGAUCAUGACACUUUAUGUAACACUUCUAAAUGUCUAGAAUAAAAGUCAGCGCUCCUAAAACUGC
This is a messenger RNA of Python bivittatus (Burmese python), 5793 nucleotides long. The record is from RefSeq and is a predicted model, not a curated record. NCBI's taxonomy places the organism in Eukaryota, Metazoa, Chordata, Lepidosauria, Squamata, Pythonidae.